UUACAUUUGUUAUCAAUCCGGUCGCCUUGUCGGAACGCCCGCCACACCUCACGUCCAUACACCGGACGAAGAUGUCCGAUGACUGCUGACGAUUGUCGUUGAACGAAAAACCUUUUGGCGCCGUCUUCGGAACAAUUCAAUCGCGUUAAAUCGAAUCGCCGCUAGUAGCUGCUGCACUUACGGCCGACUGCCGAGACGAUCGGCGUCAUCACCGGACCGGACACGAGCACGCGCGCACGCACGCACCGCUGCGUUCUAAAGUAGACCGUCCAGAGCACGGCCGAGACUGAUAACCGCUCGAAAUGCUGGAAUGAAAUACCGUCGUUGUUUAUUGUAAAAUAAACGAUUAAGUUUGCGCAUCAGACGGAAUACAUAUCGUCGUCGGGUUUUCUUCUCUAUUCAAAGGACUAUAUAACGACGCUCACACUGUCGCAAUGGACAGUCGCGGCCGGAAAGUCAUCGUCUGCGAUAACGGAACUGGGUUUGUGAAAUGCGGCUAUGCUGGCACUAAUUUCCCUGCUCAUAUAUUUCCAUCAAUGGUCGGUCGACCGAUCAUUCGUGCACACAACAAAAUUGGUGAUAUUGAAGUUAAAGAUUUAAUGAUUGGUGAUGAAGCUAGUCAGUUACGAUCCAUGUUAGAUGUCACAUAUCCAAUGGAGAAUGGAAUUGUGAGGAAUUGGGAUGAUAUGUGCCAUGUAUGGGAUUAUACUUUUGGACCUAAAAAGAUGAACAUUGAUCCAAAAGAAUGUAAAAUUAUGUUAACAGAACCUCCUAUGAAUCCAAUAAAAAAUAGAGAAAAAAUGAUAGAAGUGAUGUUCGAAAAGUAUGAAUUUAAUGCUGUUUAUGUAGCUGUUCAAGCUAUUCUAACAUUAUAUGCUCAAGGUUUGCUUAGUGGAGUGGUUGUUGAUUCUGGUGAUGGUGUUACUCAUAUAUGCCCCGUGUAUGAAGAAUAUGUUUUACCACAUUUAACUCGAAGAUUAGAUAUUGCGGGUCGCGAUGUCACCCGUUAUUUAAUAAAGUUGUUACUAUUAAGAGGAUACGCUUUCAAUCAUUCAGCUGAUUUUGAAACUGUAAGAAUGAUGAAAGAAAAAUUAUGUUAUGUUGCAUACAACAUUGAGACUGAACAAAAAUUAGCUUUGGAAACUACUGUUCUUGUGCAAUCAUACACAUUACCAGAUGGUCGUGUUAUUAAAGUUGGUGGUGAAAGGUUUGAAGCACCUGAAGUAUUAUUCCAGCCACAUUUAAUAAAUGUAGAAGGCCAAGGUAUUGCAGAACUAGUGUUUAAUACAAUCCAAACAGCUGAUAUUGAUAUGAGAACUGAACUAUACAAACAUAUUGUGCUCUCUGGUGGUUCAACAAUGUAUCCUGGACUACCAUCAAGACUGGAACGUGAAAUUAAACAACUUUAUGUGGAACGAGUGUUGAAAAACGAUACAACUACCUUAUCAAAACUUAAAAUCCGUAUUGAAGAUCCACCACUGCGUAAAGACAUGGUGUUUAUUGGUGGAGCUGUAUUAGGUGAAGUAACCAAGGAUAGAGAAUCAUUUUGGUUAUCACGUGAAGAGUACCAAGACAGAGGAAUAUCUAUUUUGGAUAAGCUUGGGCCAAGAGCUGGAUAAACUGUUAUCUCAAUAUAACUGAAUAUAAAAUAUAAGCAAUACAUUUUUUUUAAACAAAGCCCAUAUUUAUUACCUAUUAAAACAAUAAACAAUGCGCUCGUAAAAUUGAACAUUAACUCGAAAUUGAUACGCUUUAUAAAAAUUACAAUUACAUUGAUUAUCUAAAUCAUAAAUUUAUAGGUAAAAACAACAAGCUUAACAUCUAUUCUAUAAAAUAUCUACUUCCAAUUUAAAAUAUGCCUUAUGUAUUAAGAAAGGUAAUUAAUAGUAAUAUA
Molecule: messenger RNA, 1894 nt
Organism: Rhopalosiphum maidis (corn leaf aphid)
Lineage: Eukaryota; Metazoa; Arthropoda; Insecta; Hemiptera; Aphididae
Gene: Arp2
Product: actin-related protein 2
Exons: 9
Coding region: 435-1619 (394 amino acids)
Biological process (GO): Arp2/3 complex-mediated actin nucleation
Cellular component (GO): actin cortical patch; Arp2/3 protein complex
Molecular function (GO): actin filament binding
Source: RefSeq, a predicted model, not a curated record